GAUGUCGGUCUGACCCUCUUCCUCCCUGCAGGGCCUGCCACUGAUCGAGCCCAGACCCAGUUGCAGCACCUGGCCCCACAGCAGCAGGCACCAGGUGGGCAUCUGGGCACCCCUGCAUCCUGCCCUGGCUCCAUUUGGGCACAGUGCAGCGGGGACACUACCGCCCCUAGCCCUGCUAGGCCUGAGCCACUCUGGGCCCCAUCAGAGGGAUGAGAGCUGGCCUCCUCCACAACGUUUCUCAGUCCCUGCAGGGACAGGGGACCGCGGUGGGACCAAGGCUGGAGAGCCCAUCCUGGGAGGAGAGCCUCCAGCUGCUGCUGCUGCCAUCAAAGCUGCUGUGGCCUCAGCUCAUGGAGGGCUUCCUCCCACCAGCCCCACACCUCUCCCUCUCCCCCCAGGGCCUGGCGUGGCUUCAGACCAGGCACCUGUGGGCUUACUCAGGAGACAGGAGUGGGAGCUUCUCCACAACCUGAUGGAAGCCCUGGCCCAGGCCCUUCUCUCUGGGUUGCUGGGCCCACGGGAGGCCUCCUUCCUCCCACUGAAACCAAAAGGGUGCCGGUUGGCCACUGUUUGUCCAAAAUGCUCUCAGUGUGAGCGUUCCAGGAGCCCUCCACAGGCAACCAGGGCCUCCUGAAGGCCCCAAGUGAGGUGCUGGACCCAACCUAUGUGGAGGAGCCAAGGCACUUGUGGCAGAGCUGUGGGGCCGCAUGGGGGCCCUGCACUCCUCACUGGCUUCCGAAGGAAGGUUUUGCUUGCAACAGGCCUCCUGGUGGCCUCCAAGUCCCUUGGCAUUCCCCAUACUGACCCGAAUGGGAUCUUCCCCACAGGAAGCCUGCAGCAGCUGAUCCUCUGGGGCAUCAAGCACAACAUCAGCUGGAGCAUUGGCAUGCUGGGCAUCGCCAGCACCAGGGCCUUCCCACAAUGGCUUUUUCCUGUGCCUGACUGCCCAAGCCCUGAUGGGGGACCAGCGCCCAGAAGACAUGAGAGAUCUUCGGGUGCCACCCAGGGGCCCUCCCUGGACCAGCGCUCUCCAGCUGAGGUCCUCCUGGAGGCAGCCUGCAAUGGGAGCGCCCCUCCUUUGCCAGGGGUCUCCAACUUCACCCUCUAUCUCUACUGCCACCUCUUCAACAGCUCAAAGGAGCCCGGCCAGUCCCCUCUGGACCUGGAAGCCAUGUGCUCAGAUGCUGCCUGGUACCUUUCUUCCAUGGAGGGGGACUCAGUCUGGGCACAGGCCUGCAAGGAGACCUUCCCUCUCCAUUUCAACAAGACUGCCAGUGGCCAUGCCCCUCUGCUCUGGUAUUGCUUUCUGGAGAAGGGGGAGGGGGAGGAGGAGUGGUGGACCUUCUGGACCCAGAACCUCUUGAGCAGGCCUGGCCAGGGGGAGUUCCUCAAGGACCUGAGGCAGCAGCUGUCUGUCCUCUGCCGCCACCCUGGGCCAAAUGCCACGGCCCACCAGAGCAGCCAUUGGUGUGAUCCUUCCAUGGGGAUCCCGCAAGCCCCCUGCCAUGCCAGCUUCCUGGGCAAGCGUAGAGGAGGCCACAGGUGCAGGUUCUGGGCACUAGUGUGCAUCUGUGGGUCCCUCAUGGAGGGCCUGCAAGGGAUCCACCCGUGGGUGAAGCUUCAUUGCCUGGCCAAGGAGGAGGAAGGAAGGGCCUGCUGGUGUUGCUUCUGGUGGAUGCCAGGGAUGCCACCUGUUCCCACCUGGCUCUGUCAGCACGCUUCAUCCUUCCUGGUGAGGCAGCUGUCCCAGCUUGUCUGGUGCCCAGACCUCCCACCCUCCUCCUCCUCCUCCUCCUGCCCCCAAUGGGUCCCCAGUGCUGCUGGCUUCCUGCUGUGGCUGCUGGACUUCCUGCUUGCCUUGCCAGCCCUGGAGGAGGUGGGCCAGGGGGUCAGGCAGCCGCUCGGGCAGGACCUACUGCUGGCAGGCCUCCUGGGGAAUUAUUCCUCCUGGGCCUCUUUCCAAGCCCACGUUGCCCUGCAGGACGUGAGCUGGUUCCUUCGGGAAGGACAGGAUGCUGCUGCCAAGGAUGAGCUGCUGCAGUGUUUCAGUCCUCUGAUCUGGGAUCUGCUACAGAGCGGAGAGAAGGCCACGGCCCUGGGGUUCUUCAUGCAGGUGCCCCCAAGGGUGGUCCAGACAUUGCUGCAGUCAGCUGAAAGUGAGGCUGCCCAGUGGUUUCUGGCUCUCUUGCACCACUCCUGGCCUCAGUUACAGGUGUCUCCCUGGGAGGACCCAGUGCUCCGGCUGCUGAUUGUGCAGCUCUUGAGCACGCUUCCAAGGCUGAGUCCCCAGCUCGCCCUCCAGCUCUCCCACUUUGUUCCUGCCAUGACCGUGCCGGACAUCCUGCACUUGCCACCUGCCCUGCUGGCCAACAACAGUGUGCUGGCCAUAAUCAGCAGCCAGAGCGCAAGAAUGACGCCAGCACAGAAGCGGGCCCUUGUGCGGCGGCUCCUGCAGACCAGGCAGCUAGGGGACAUUCCUUCCUGGCCCUCUGAGUUCUUGCACACCGUCGGGCCUCUCCUCCCUCACCUGCCCCUCCAUCACUUCCUUCAGCUCACACCUCAGCAGAUCCAAGCACUGGCGGAUAGCUGGCAGGAAGUAGACCUGGGUGUGGUCCAGGGGCGUCACGUGGCUCGCGGUGUGGCCAUUGGGAGCCACAGGAGCACAGAGGAACUGGUGCACAGGCUUGGCUCCCUCAUCUGCUUUCUCAGCCUGGAGGAGCUGCACAAGAUCUCCGCCUUGCACGAUCUCCGGGGACCAGUGGAGAAACGUCUCCUAGAAUGUGUGGCCAGUGGGCUGCUGGACCCUCAGGGACAGCUGGCACACAUCCUGGUGGGGCUGCUGCAUCCAGUUGCUCCGGGUUCCCAAGAGCUGCAUGCCUGGCAAAGCCUCAUGCCUGCAGUGCGGGUGGAUCUCCUACAGAACUUGUCUGAUGCCCAGGUGGUGGCAAUUCUCCCUGACCUGCAAAUGGCACAACUGAGCCAUGCCCAGGCUUUCCUCUUGCUUUCCCAGGCUGUACAACUGGAGAAUGUGAGUGCCAGGAGAGGAGUCUGGGUGGAGUCCUCACUCUGCUUGAGGGGCUCAGGAGAAGCACCACAGCUCCAUCUUCCAAGCCCACUCUUCUGCUGCCCACCAGCUCCCUUUUGGGUGACGUGGGGUGGGGCUGGGCCCCUGUGCUCCCUGCUGCCAGGGCUGGGCCCCCAGAGCCUAGCAGUGGCUGUGCUUGCUCUGCUGGCUGAGGGCUGUGCCUGUGUGGGGUCCACCGUCCCUCAGCUCUCGGGCCCCCAGAAAGCAGCCCUGCUCCAAGCAUCCCUGCAGAGGCACAGCCCACAGUUAUCUGUGCUCAGCACCCACCUGGAUUGCCUUCUGCCCAUCCUCCCUCUCCAGCUUCUUCAGGUGGACACUCAGGCCCUGCUGGGAAGGGGUGGCUGGCACCCAGAGGCUCCCUGGGCCCCACAACAGGCCCAGUUCCUUUGGCAGAAAAUGGAAGCCAGGAUCAAUGUGACUCAGGAUGUGAUCAGGGCAAUGGGAUGCCUGGCAGUGGGCAUGUCCUGCACCUCCCUCCAGGCCCUACGGGAAAGGGCCAAUUUCCCUGCUGUCUUGGAAGCGCUCUACAGCCAAGGCUGCUGCCUCCCCUGGACCCUGAGAGGGUGCAUCUGGGAAGAGAUACAGAGGGAGCCGGGACUCACUGGCAGAGAGAUGACACAACUGGGGCCCCAGUUCCUCCUGGAUUUGCCGGCUCCUCUUCUGGACAAACUUCCUGCGGCGCCCAUCCUGCUAAUUCUGGACUAUGUGAGGAGAAAUCCCCGCAGUCUGCUGGCCGUGCCACCCACUCGGCGGGCAACCCUUGCCCAGCGCAGUCUGCAGGCUCUGAUGCCCCAACCGGAGGAGGGCAUCUCUGCCACUGUCCUGCACCUCCUUGGCCCCCUUGUGGGUUUUCUUGACCCCCAAACAGUGGCUCAUAUUGACCCUGCAAUGCUGUUGUAUCACCUGGAUGAGCUGCGUGAGGCAUGCCUGGAGGAAGAGAUGACCAAGGCACUUGGGCAACGGCUGGUUGAUGCGCUGGGGGAUCCUGCGCACUGGAGCUGGGUGGAGCUGGAGCAGCUGGGCCAUUUGGUUUUCCUGCUUCCUUUGGUGAGCGUCCAGCAAAUUGCCCAGGCAGCGCUGCAUAGGGACGUUGUGGAGCAGCUGCUGCAGAGCCAGAGGGCCUGGGAGGCGAGUGAAGGUGGGCGCCUGUGCAGCAGCCUCCCAGGAGCAGACUGGAGGCAGCGGCAGAGGUGGCAGAGGCGAGUGCAGGCCCAGAAAGAGGCGCUGGUGAGGAGGAGCUUGGAGGGGGACCCAGAAGGGUCUAUUCCCACUUGCUCUGACCUCCGGGCCACGUUUCCCUCUGCCUGGAGCGCAGUCCAGAUCCACACCAUGGACCAGGGCCAGUUCCACGACUGCCUCAGUGUCAUUAGCCAGGAUCCCACACUCAGCCCAGAUCAGGGUCAAGCUGCCCUCCACAAAGCCAAGCAGGUCCUGGGGCCUGUGAGGGCAAUGGGGCAGUUGGAGCUGCUGGAGCUGGGCUGGCUGGCCCUCCACCUGACAGAAGAGGAGCUUCAUGGGCUGGAGAUCCCUGACUGGGGGGUCCUGGCUGUCCUGGGGGGGCUGGAAGGCUGGACAGAGAGACAGAUGCGAGCUGUGAGUAGCCGCCUCCUGCGCCAGAGGCAACAGAGUGGGCAGAGCCUGGGGAUGCUGGACUUGGUAGCCCUGGGCCACCUCCUGUGUGGACUGCAGGUGGGCGAGAUCCAGGAGCUGAGCGGCCAUGAGUUCAGCAAAGCGGCCCCCUUCGUGGGCUCUCUCAUGCUCCAUUGCUCAGAAGAGAAGCUGGAGGCCCUGGCUGGGCAGCUGGAGGGGCCCCUUGCCUUUGGUCCUGCGGCCUUCUGGGGCCCCGGCAUUUUCACUGAGAUUGGGACCCUGGCAGCAGGGCUGCCAGACCUCACCCUCUCCUCCCUGGUGCCAGAGCAGCUUCGAGCUCUGACCCCAUGCGCUGUGGCCUUGAUCCCUGCGCCUAAAUUCACAGCGGUGUUCAGCCCAGGCCAGAUCCGCAGCCUGACCAGCCUACAGGCCUCGGCAGUGACGCCUCAGCAGUCCCGGCUGCUCAGCCCGGAGCAGAGAGAAGCCCUGGCGCUGGCCCGCUGCGAGGGGCAGGCCUGCCAGGACCAGAGGGGCUGGAACAGAUCGGAGCGCUGCCACCCAGCUGUUUCCCUGCUGCUUCUUCCUUGCCUUCUGCUGUGUCUGUGGGGGGAUUGGGGCCUGCAAUAAAGCCUAUGGCUUGUGCCACAGCC
Messenger RNA from Sceloporus undulatus (fence lizard), 5325 nucleotides. RefSeq names its product stereocilin (gene STRC). The record is from RefSeq and is a predicted model, not a curated record. The coding region runs from base 665 to 5302 and encodes 1545 amino acids. Gene Ontology annotation, cellular component: cell surface; kinocilium; stereocilium tip. NCBI's taxonomy places the organism in Eukaryota, Metazoa, Chordata, Lepidosauria, Squamata, Phrynosomatidae. The transcript is spliced from 27 exons. Gene Ontology annotation, biological process: cell-matrix adhesion.